GAUGGAUAGAAUGACAGAAGAUGCUCUUCGCUUGAACCUGUUGAAGCGAAGCUUGGACCCAGCAGAUGAGCGAGAUGAUGUCCUGGCUAAGCGACUCAAAAUGGAGGGGCACGAGGCCAUGGAACGCCUGAAAAUGCUGGCGCUGCUUAAACGGAAGGAUCUGGCGAAUCUUGAGGUGCCACACGAGUUGCCUACCAAACAGGACGGCAGUGGGGUCAAGGGCUAUGAAGAGAAGCUCAAUGGGACUCUCAGGCCUCAUGGAGACAACAGGACUGCUGGGAGACCCGGCAAAGAAAACAUUAGUGACGAGCCUGUGGAUAUGAGUGCAAGGCGGAGUGAGCCAGACCGAGGAAGGCUGACUCCCUCCCCAGACAUCAUUGUUUUAUCUGAUAAUGAGGCUUCCAGUCCCCGUUCCAGCUCCCGAAUGGAGGAAAGACUCAAAGCAGCCAACCUAGAGAUGUUUAAGGGGAAAGGCACAGAGGAGCGGCAGCAGCUCAUCAAGCAGCUGAGGGACGAGCUGCGACUGGAGGAAGCCCGGCUGGUGCUGUUAAAGAAACUGAGGCAGAGCCAGCUACAGAAGGAGAAUGUGGUCCAGAAGACCCCAGUUGUACAGAAUGCAGCAUCCAUCGUUCAGCCAUCUCCUGCCCAUGGGGGACAGCAGGGCCUGUCUAAGCUUCCCUCCCGGCCUGGGGCCCAAGGGGUUGAACCGCAGAGUCUGAGAACAUUACAGGGUCACAGUGUCAUCCGUUCAGCGACCAAUACCACUCUCCCACAUAUGUUGAUGUCUCAACGUGUUAUUGCACCAAACCCAGCCCAGCUACAGGGUCAGCGGGGCCCACCCAAGCCUGGCCUUGUACGCACCACAACACCCAACAUGAAUCCUGCCAUCAACUACCAACCGCAGUCGAGUUCUUCUGUUCCCUGCCAGCGCACAGCAUCCUCCGCCAUCUAUAUGAACCUUGCCUCCCACAUCCAGCCAGGGACCGUGAACAGAGUGUCCUCACCACUUCCUAGCCCCAGCGCCAUGACUGAUGCUGCCAAUUCCCAGGCCGCAGCCAAGUUGGCUCUUCGCAAGCAGCUGGAAAAGACGCUCCUGGAGAUUCCACCCCCUAAGCCUCCUGCCCCCUUGCUUCACUUCCUGCCUAGUGCAGCCAACAGCGAGUUCAUCUACAUGGUGGGCUUGGAAGAAGUCGUGCAGAGUGUCAUCGACAGCCAAGGCAAGAGCUGUGCCUCACUCCUGCGGGUCGAACCCUUUGUUUGUGCCCAGUGCCGCACAGACUUCACCCCCCACUGGAAGCAGGAGAAGAAUGGUAAGAUUCUGUGUGAGCAAUGUAUGACCUCCAACCAGAAGAAGGCUCUAAAGGCUGAACACACCAACCGGCUGAAAAAUGCUUUUGUUAAAGCACUACAGCAGGAACAGGAAAUUGAACAGCGACUCCAGCAGCAGGCAGCCCUCUCCCCUACUGCGGCUCCAGCCGUGUCCAGUGUCAGUAAACAAGACACCAUAAUGAGACAUCAUACGCUUCGGCAGGCUCCACAGCCCCAGAGCAGCCUCCAGCGUGGCAUACCCACCUCUGCCCGUUCCAUGCUUUCCAACUUCGCACAGGCGCCCCAGCUGUCUGUGCCAGGUGGCCUCCUCGGGAUGCCAGGUGUCAACAUCGCAUACUUGAACACCGGCAUUGGAGGACACAAAGCUCCCAGUUUGGCAGACCGACAGCGGGAGUACCUUUUAGACAUGAUCCCUCCCCGGUCUAUAGCGCAGUCCAUCAGCGGGCAGAAAUAACGCCUGUCCACUCGUACUGCCCCAGCCUCGAACCCUUUACCCCUCCUCUCCCAUUGCCCCCAACUUCCGUCGCAUGCAGUGCCUGUACUGGUGCCUACCAUACACGGAAAACAAAACCGAGAAACAGAGGACAAACCUAGAAAUCAACAGGAAAACGCGCGCCUGCCCCGCCACCCCUUCUCUCACUGCUGCGGUCCUGCUGCUCUUGUCUUCUCUCCGGUUUCCAUUCACAGUGAGGUGCUCUUCGCCUCUGGUAGAGGUCAGAGUGAGGUCCUGGGGAGACAUCUAAGCCCUCUGACGUGUGUUUCUGAAGUUUUUAUGCUAUAAUUAUUGUCAUUUUUAAUGAUGUUGUGUGUCCUCCCUUUGUUCAGUGGACAGUUAAACCUUUUUAUUUUCCCUCAAUAUUUUUCUUUUUCUCUUUUCUUUUGCUUUUUUUUUUUUUUAAACACAGGUGACAUUCAGAUAAAUGACAGGAGCAUUGCAGGGGGUUCCCCAAAGGGACAUGACUGGGAGUGUUGGGGGCAGAAGUUUUUAAUGCACUUAACGUGGGGGGGUGGGCAUGAAACAGAGGACAUCAGCCCUGGGUAUCUCUGGUCUGGACAGUCUGGGUGGCAGUGUUCGUACUGAAGUUGGGCUCUAAGAAUGAGGGGAAAGAGCCUGGAGGGAGAAGCUUUAACCCACAGAAAAGGGGAUGAGGGACAUGAGGACAAACGUAGUGUUCAGCCAAGAGGGAUGGAGGCCGGUCUUGGCCUCCUGGAUGCUCUCCUGGUCCCAGUGGAGAUGGAAGUCUUUUCCAGGUCAACUGGCCCAAAAUUAUUUCAUCUUAUUUUCUUUGUAAAAUUCUGCUCCCCCCCCCCUUUUAAUCCUGAUCAGCUCCUGGCAAGAGGGAAGCGCAGCUCCAUCUGUAAUGUGGCUGUUCCAGCCCAAGUUAGCCCGUGUCCUGGAAGUUGGGCCGGGCAUGGUGAGGAAGACAGAGGAGGAAAGAGAUAUAGACUGGGGGUGGAGGGGAAGAAGGGCUUUCUCUCCCAGCAGCUGAGACCCAUCCGUCUUUCCGACCACCCUCAGUGCCGGGAGCAGAGGGCAGGGAGGCCUGAGCAGCCCAGAGUCCUGCCCCCAGCCUCCUGCACGAAGUGCUGCACCAACUGCUCGGAGCCAAACAGCUCUCGUCAGGACGGGCUCUGGACCUCUGUGCAAAGUAGCUGUUGCCUCCCCGCCCCCCCCCCCAGAACCCUAUUAGUUUUCCUUUUGUGGUGUUUUCAGCUUUUUCUUAAGCGCUACUAAUGUCGAGAAUGAACUGAAUUGUGCAAUGUUGCUGUUCUGAGGUCAGGGGAGGUUUGCAUCCCAUCUGCCCACACCCGGGGGCAGGGGGCGGGGACCAGGCUGGUUUUGAGGUAAGGGAAGCCCCUUCAAGGCGGGGGUUUGUGCUCUCCUGUAAUGUUCGCUCACCUGCCUCUGCAGCCCUAGAAGCUGCCAGAGUGCGAGGAAGGGGGGAAGGGUUACUUGGAGCAGAGAGGUGUGAAGACUGGAGUUUAGCAUUUUGCCCUUAAAGCCACCUGGAAAAAUUCCCCCACUUUUAUUUUAAGAAAUUAAAUAAUUCUUUUAAAGUAAGAAGGCACUUUUAAAAUGAAUACACACAAACUGCACACCUUCCCCAUAAAGUUUGGGGGUUGGGGUGGAGAAGGAGUUGGGAUCAGGCUCAGUCCCCCUCUCCCAUACCCCAGAGCCACUGCGGGUUACGAUACUGGCCCUACGGGCCUCCCUGGGCUUUUUCUUUUCUCCCUUCCCCCAGAUUCCUUGAGCACUUAGUAAAGGAGCAGAGAGAGAGCCUGUGUCUGGGCUCCCCCGGUGGUGAAGUGAUCAAAGCUGGAUGCUAGUGACAGAUAGUGAUGGGGUUGCUUGGGGUAUUUUUCAGGGGGCAUGUGGUACCCCUGACUGUAAGUGAUGGGAGAGGGAGGGGGGUUAUGAAACUGGGUCUGGGGUUAUUUUAAAAUUAUAUAUAUAUAUAUAAAGAUAUAUUCUUACAUCUUUUCUUUGCCCUCUGUGCUUUGAAAGCACUGGAUAAAUCGUUUGGUUUUGCUUUUCUCUCUUCCACGAAAUUGGAAGCUCCUCCCUCCCCAAGUCAUCUUGCCUUGUGGCAUGUCUGUCUAGCCUCUUUCUCCCCGCCUGCCAUGAUGAAGUGCCAUUUCUGUUAUGUCUCCCCUGCCCCAGUUCGGAGGUACCAGGUGCCCAAGUCUGUCACUUGAGAUUAGAAGUAAGGAACAGAGAAUGUGCAAUACCGUCUGGUUGGGGGCCAUCCCUGCCCUGAGCUGAGCCUCCUUCCUGGGAGCCAGGCCACCUUUGAAUGGGGUUUGGAAGUAGGAUGUGUAGAUGAGAGGGGAGUGAUGGGGAAGGAAUGCCCAGCCGAGUGCCUGCCAGGGUGCUGAGGCGAUGGGGGAGGACGGGGGGAGCCUUCCCUGCUUCUGUCUCCUCAGGCUCAGUUGCAUAGAGGCUGCUUGUUGACUAGUAUAGCUCUGUGACCCUUUGCUCAAUCGCUGAGGUUUGAUUUCUUACCCCUCCUCCCCAUUUUCAUACCCUUCCCUGGGAUUAGUGAUGGGGGUGAGUUUUCCUUAAUCAUGGUAUUAGCCUUCCACCUCCUCCCUUGCUCCCCACCCCCAUCCUUCUGUCUUCCUUAUAUUUCUAGUUUUUCAUCACUGAUCACCUUGUGUCCCUCCGAGUCUCUUGUUGCUUUCCAUCCCCAGGCUGGGCCCCUAGACACUAAACCUCAUGCCUAAAGAUAGGAGGAAAGAUGCUCUGUUCAGAGCUAUCCUCUCCCCCAGAGCUCUGAAGCUCAGGGGACGACUAGAAUGAGGAUCCCCCUGGUUCUUCCUGGCGUCCUCCGUACCAAAGGCUCUCCAAGUAGUCAUUGGUGGACAGGGGCUUGCUCUCCAGACGCCCGAAACGGGUAGAUGAGCAGGAAAGCUUGGGUAAAGCUGAGGGACAGAAGUCCUCAUUUGUCAAUUUUUUUUUUAAUUUUUAAUUUUCAUUUUCUGUUUUUGUCAUUUGACCACAGCAUCUGGACUUUCUCCAUCCCCAGAAUAGGUAUUUUUCCACAUUUUUGGAUGUACGUAUGGUAGACAAUUUUUUUUAAGACACAAAGGUAAAUGUUUUCCUGCUUUGGUUACCUGUCCCCCGAAGGACUUCGCUAUAGCGCCGCUCUGUAAAGAUGCUUCUUGGUGUUUUACUUUUGUCCCUUUCCCCGAGCACCCCUCCCCUAACCCUCCUCUCCACACCACACCCACCCCACCCGGCCCUAGGCUCCCCUGCCCUCCAACAAGACCUUCAUUAGCUUAUGAUACUUGCUGCCGAGAUGUUAUAACAAGGACUCAUUCGUGUAUAUAAGCUAUUUCUUGAUCCAUUUAAAAGGAAUUGUACAUUGUGUAGAAAAAAAAAAAAACUGAAAAAGAGAAAAAAAAGCCCUCGCCAUGGAUAUUGUGAAACUGUGUUAUGUCAUUUUGUAAUGUGCCCGUUUGUGUAUGAUCCGUGCAAAAGGGUUUCUGGGGAAGGGGCGGGGGUAGGGAGGCAGGGCUGUGGAGGGUGGGGCGGGGAGUGGGCCGGGCCCAGCACACUGAGACUGGCAGCUGCUCCAACCCCAUCCCUCCUUAGAGAUGCCACCUCCCCCACCACCCACCCCUGAUUUGUGCCUUGCCUCCCCGCCCUGGAGUAGUCCUCCAGGUCACCAGCACUGCCUUGGCAGAGCCCACUCCCUACCCUAACCUGCCCACCCUCCCCACACCCCAGCAUUAGGUGGACCCUGUGGGGAAGUGCUGGGGGUCGGGAGGUAGCCGAGGAAUGGGGCAGUUCCCGGGGGCAUUGAAACCAAGUAUUAUUAUGAAUUGUAACUGUAUUUGCACUGUUUUUUUUUUCCUCUGAUUGCAUCAGCAUAUAUACAAUAUACCUAUAUAACAAAA
Ailuropoda melanoleuca (giant panda) is the source of this 5730-nucleotide messenger RNA. It is a transcript of the gene GATAD2B, whose product is annotated as GATA zinc finger domain containing 2B. Gene Ontology annotation, cellular component: NuRD complex. Gene Ontology annotation, molecular function: sequence-specific DNA binding; zinc ion binding. Gene Ontology annotation, biological process: negative regulation of transcription by RNA polymerase II. The record is from RefSeq and is a predicted model, not a curated record. Bases 2 to 1783 code for a protein of 593 amino acids. NCBI's taxonomy places the organism in Eukaryota, Metazoa, Chordata, Mammalia, Carnivora, Ursidae. The transcript is spliced from 10 exons.